Molecule: messenger RNA, 2002 nt
Organism: Leptomonas pyrrhocoris
Lineage: Eukaryota; Euglenozoa; Kinetoplastea; Trypanosomatida; Trypanosomatidae
Exons: 1
Coding region: 212-2002 (596 amino acids)
Source: RefSeq, a predicted model, not a curated record
AGGCUGCCGCUGCUUUGAGAGCACUUGUACGUGAAUUAGCAUUGCAGCUCGCAUUGGCACGUGUAGCAAACACACACACUUACCAAAAGCAUGACCUUGCAGCAGGCGCACCCAGCAAGAGUUUUCUGCUAUUAUUAUGGCGAGUGGUUUACUUGCAUACUCCUUCUGUCUUGUUUAAUAAGAUAACAGAGAAGUUUUUUUCCUCUCUUUCAUGUCUCUCUUCCCCCACCUUCAUCGCCCCGCGGCUCUGCUGCUUCUCCUGUGGCUGCUCACCACCUGCUUCUUUCCUUGGCGAGGUGCGCAAGCGGAGAUCAUCGAUCGUUUCCCUGACAUCAUCAACGCCUUCACCACCAACGCGGACGGCGCUGCCGUGCGAGCCAUCUACGACGCGUCGCAGCUGACGUGGCACAACACCUCCGACAGCGCUCUCACUCCCUUCCAGAGCAGCAGCUAUGUACUCUGUCAGUCCACUCCACCCGCUACCGUUGCGGCGGACACGAGCGCCACGGACAUCAUCGCUGCGUGGUGCAAUACUCAGCAGAGCGGCCAGCUGAUUUUGCAAGCAGUGUCAUGGAGCACCCUCGCUGCGCCGGGUCUGCAGCUGCUGGACACGUCGCACACCACGUUCCGAGCACGCGCGUGGGACUGCAUCACCUACGGCUGUGACGUGGAAAGCACCAUCCGUACAACCACCACCGACGCUGCGACGGCGCCGGCUGCCGUUGGUGGGCUGAGUGUCGGAGCGCCGUGCUGUGGCUCGACCAACAGCACCUUUGUGCUGUACAACACACGUGGCCUGGUGGUGCAGGCGGAUCUGCUGCCCGUCACGGCGCUGAACAACGAGGCGCUGCAGCUGGCGACGGCGUACGCCGCAUCUGGAUCCUCAUCAUCCUCGGCCUUUUCUGCCUCUCUCGCCACCAUGAACCUUACUGAAGCGAUGGACUACUGUCUAGUCCGUCAGCUCCCGCCAUGGUUUAGCGGAAACGACGUGGAGGGCCCGGGCGACGGUGGCGUUGUCUUCCCAGUGGACGUCGCAAUUUGUGGGGAAGACGUGAGUGAUCGCAUCGAUACUCGCCACGCCUCCCUCGCCCUGACGGGCUACACGCUUCUACUUGUCACCGCGGACGGCGUCGACGAACUCUCCUUUCCCCGGGAACUAAUCGAGAGCGUCGUUUCGUGGAUCGCCCGCCGCUCCGGCACCGCCUUCGGCUCUUACAGCUCCGACGACAGCCUCGGGAGGAGUGGGAGUGUGUGUGCGUGGCACCACAGCACCGCGUACGCCUCUGCCUACCGCACCGGGGCGUACUACGACUGCACCUUGUCAGACCCUACGCUGCUGCAGCACCUGCCGCCGCUUCUCCUAUCCGUGCGUAAUGAGUCGAUUGUGGACACGGCGGAGACGAACAGCGCCUGCACCAUGGCGAUCGACCUGACCGCCUGUGCAGUGUCCAACGGCAAGGUGCUGCGCUUCUUCUCGAGUGGCUCCUUGUUGCAGGCGUUAAAGGCGCAGCAGGAUGCGAUGACGGUGUUCAGCGAUCCGCCUAUUGUGGUCGGUGUGCAGCACCUGCGGGGGGCAACGGUGGCUGUCACGCGCAACGCUUAUGUCGCCAACUGGAUCAGCUCCGACUACAACCUCGCGACCGGGCUUCCGCUGCUGUACCUCGCCACGCCACGAGGGACAGCGCUGGCGCAGUACACUUCCGCGACCUCGUGGUACGCGUGUGUGCGGCCGCAGGUGUGCGCGAAGCGGCAGCUUUUUUACCCCUCCCUCAAUCGAUGUGCCACGAAGGAGUGCCUGAACGUGUUCCUCUACCACUUCGACCCGAGGACGUUUGAGUGCUCGGUGCAGGUGAGUCUCGUGAGCUGGUUUGCGGCGAUGUGUCUUGCGGUGCUCGUCGCGGAGGCCACGGUGCUGUACCUGCGGCGCUCGACGGAGGAGGCCAAGGAGGAGCACAUGCGACUCGUGCAUGCGGUGCAACGAAGAGAAGCAGGGGUGCAGUAA